AUAAACCGCAGACUUCCUUCCCUGCCAAUCCCGUCGUAUCCGAUGGCGUCCAAGUCCGGCGAGCUGCGCAUGACGCUGCUGGGCGUGGCCCUGCUGGGGCUUCUGCUGCUGAGCCAGCACGCGGCGGCGGCCGAACCCACCGGUGCCCCCGCCACCGGCAAGAAGACCAAUAGCUUCAGCUUCAACAGCGCCGGCGGCCGCACGCUCACCAGCUUCACCAUGAACGCCGCUGACCCCGAGAAGAAGCAAGGUGGCAAGGGCGUCUGAUGGGCGCGCCCCACGAUGAUCCACGGCCCCUGGCUGCCGGCCACAUGCCUCGCCUUCGCCUUCUAUAUGCAUGCGACUGUGGGAUCGCGCCAACCGGAGCUCCACCGGCGUAGCUGCCGUGUUGUCGUAGUCGAUCUCGUGUUUUUUUUUUUCUUUACCUGUUCUUGUGUUGGAUUCGAUUUUUUUUUUCUGGUUUCCUUUUGACUAAUCUUGGCUUCAGAUGCAUGCAUGCACGCAUGCGCCGGCACCAGUUUGUUGUUCUUGUGUGUAAUUCUUGGAUCAAGUAACGAUCUGUAGUAAUUAAGGGUCGUUUGGUUUGUGUGUGUGUGUAUGAAAAAUUGUUGCUGGAAUUAGUAACUCGUGAUCGCCUGCUCUGUUUCAGUC
Panicum virgatum (switchgrass) is the source of this 651-nucleotide messenger RNA. RefSeq lists its product as uncharacterized. The coding region runs from base 43 to 267 and encodes 74 amino acids. The transcript has a single exon. The record is from RefSeq and is a predicted model, not a curated record. NCBI's taxonomy places the organism in Eukaryota, Viridiplantae, Streptophyta, Magnoliopsida, Poales, Poaceae.